Ceratitis capitata (Mediterranean fruit fly) is the source of this 2344-nucleotide messenger RNA. RefSeq lists its product as uncharacterized. NCBI's taxonomy places the organism in Eukaryota, Metazoa, Arthropoda, Insecta, Diptera, Tephritidae. The record is from RefSeq and is a predicted model, not a curated record. The transcript has 5 exons. Bases 42 to 1631 code for a protein of 529 amino acids.
CUAAAAAACAACAACAACAAACAACAAACAACAAUAACACAAUGAAUUAUGAAAAGGGGUUUGGUGAAACGCAACUUCAGCUUCAGCACCAUCAACAGCAACAACAGCACCACCAACAGCAGCAGCAGCAGCAGAAGCAACAGCAGCAGUACAAGAACAAAAAUAACAACAAAAGAAAUAGCAUACAAACUUUUUGGAAUGAUCAAAUAAUGGAACGUUUUAUAAAGGCCAAUUUAUUUAUGAUUUGCUGUGUGGCGGCCGGUUUGCUAUUGAUCGUCUAUUUGGGUGCAUUCUCUUGUGAAGUGUCAUGGAUACUGGAGGCGCAUGGUGAUUUACCAAUAUCAUCAUAUAUACUCUGCACACAAUUUUUCAUUGUAUUUGUGGCAACAACAAUACUCAUACAUGGACUUGUCACCGGUCUGCCGUGGGGUCUAUUCGCGUGGUCAGUGGUUAUUGGACUACUUUCAAUACCGGAACUGAUAUUUGUCAUGAUUAUGACGACACAGCAUUGGGGCUUACAGUCGGUGCAUGGGCUCACCGAGUUGAUUUCCUACCUCGUACGACUGGUGAUUAACUGCUUUGCAUUAAUUUGUGUGAUACCAACGGGCAUAAGAUGGCGUCGCGAAACACAAGUACUCACCCAACUGCAGGGCUUGGCUACACGCCUGCAGCUGCAGACGCCACCGCCCAGCGUGCCAAUUGUCAAGGCCGAUUCGCGGCGCUCCAGCAAGCGGCGACAGAGCGGCGCUUUCGAGAAUGCCGGCUAUGAGGUGAGCGAACCGACGAAGAUCAAUAUGAACGGCUCGCAAGCGCAAGGCCUCAACAUGUAUGCCAACAACAAUAAUCCGCUAUUUGGCUCGCAGAAUGAAUUCAAUGCGGCGCUAUUCAUGCCGCAAUACAUGCAACAGUUCAAUGGCCAUGCGUACGGCGGCAGCGGCAAUGGUGGCGUGCAAAUGCGCAACGGCAAUCGCGCUCAAUCUCUAAUGGAUCUCCGUUGUACCCUACCCGGCAUGUAUAAUCCGCGCUACGUGCUCGACACGGAGGAUAAAAACGGCAAAUACUUCAACAUUACCAUUGACGACCUCAAGAAUAGCAUACAGGAUUCGAACAAACACCAACCGCCACCGCCCUCGGUUAUCGGUUCGGUUAACGAUCCCAUCUACUGUUCGAUCGAACCAAAGCUGCCCACACCACCGCAACAGCGUCAACGCUCACCGGCCGAUAAGUCGGCACAGUCCACGGGCAAGUUGGCCCGCAAUUGCAUAUCGUUGGAGAAUUUGGAUGGUAUAGCGAAGGUCCAGAAUGAGUUGGCCGCCUAUGGCAAUAAUUUGUUGCAGAAUUACACGCAACAACAACAAUAUUACUUGGCUAUGCUCAGCGGGUAUUUGAAUAAUCCCGUGCAUGCAGCGGGUAGUGGUGUUUAUCGUCGUCCAUCGAGCGGCUCAGCGGUGGGUGCUUUCUCGGGCACAGUGCUCGCGCAACCGCUGCCGCGUAGAAAUUCACAGCACCUACAAUAUUAUGGUGGCUUUGAUUAUGCGAAUUACACAAAUCCCUACAUAACGGCGAAUAGUAAGCUGUCGUUGGGCAAUGAGUCCGAUGAUUAUCGCAAGUAUCGCGAUGUGGCGCUGUAGGCCAGGCUGUAGGUCAGGCUGUAGGGGUGAGCGCAGGAUGUUAGGACGCGGUGCUUAGUGAAGGUUAAGUAGUCAUAGAUGUUAGAAGUAGUCAAUAGUUAGUUUAAUAUUUUUAAGAAAAUCCCAAAUUUCGUGGAAAUACUCUUAGGAUAUGAUAAUUUGAUUUAAGUCUCUCCCAACCGCUGAUUGACUAAUUAGUUAAAUUGAAACCAUUUAAAUAAGAGGGCAUUCAAUAAUCGACCUUCGGUUUUACUGAAAACUUAUGUGUGUUUAGAGUUAGGUGCGAUUCUCGGUCAGUGACCAAAGUUCUUAGCCCGCUUUGGAGUCUCUACCAGCUUUGCAAAUGCACGAACCAUUUAGUAUGAUACGAGACUAUUAAUUUAGCUGAAGCUCGCUCAUCGAGAUAGUAAAGCAAGUACCAAGUAACUUGUGCUGCUAGAGCCUGGCUAUUGGCAGAUAGAUUUUUCCUCAUCUUCUUACCCCCAACCAAAAUCAUUAUUUUUGUAAUUCUUUUCCUUCCGUGAAGCCCCAAUUAUUGGAUUGUUUAAAGAGACUUAAGAAGAAGUGGCGGCCGCGGUAGCCGAGUGGUUAGCAUUGCAUACUUACAUUCGGGAUCGAAUUCAAAUCCCGGUAUCACCGUCAUUCAAAAAGUUAUUGAAAAUUAAUUUAAAAUAAGAAAUUAAAUUUUCUAAUUGCGGUCGCCCCUCGGCGAG